GCCAUGUCUCUGAGCUGUACCAUGGUGUGUGUUUUGUUGUGUCUUUCUCACCCGAGUCACAUGUCUGAGGUGAACCUGCAGCGUUUUAUCGGCUGUGCUGUCAGAGAAUUCACCUUCGUGGUCCAAAAGCCAGGAUGUGGGAGACUGAAGAUCACAACUGAUGCCUGUUGGGGACGCUGUAAGACCUGGGAGAAACCCAUCCUGGAGCCGCCCUCCAUCGAGUCGCGUCAGCAAGUGUGCACUUACAGCCAGACCCAAUUCACCACCGUGCAGCUGCCCAACUGCUCGGCCGGCGUGGAUCCGUCCUACACCUACCCCGUGGCCCUGAGGUGUGAGUGUGGAGUGUGUGUGACCAGCACCACCGAGUGUCUCACCUCCGUCUGAGAGAGGCAGCAUCCGAGAGAGA
Clarias gariepinus (North African catfish) is the source of this 406-nucleotide messenger RNA. RefSeq names its product glycoprotein hormone subunit beta 5 (gene gphb5). Gene Ontology annotation, cellular component: cytoplasm; extracellular region. The transcript is spliced from 2 exons. Gene Ontology annotation, biological process: G protein-coupled receptor signaling pathway; regulation of thyroid hormone receptor signaling pathway. The coding region runs from base 4 to 384 and encodes 126 amino acids. NCBI's taxonomy places the organism in Eukaryota, Metazoa, Chordata, Actinopteri, Siluriformes, Clariidae. Gene Ontology annotation, molecular function: hormone activity. The record is from RefSeq and is a predicted model, not a curated record.